This is a messenger RNA of Fonsecaea pedrosoi CBS 271.37, 396 nucleotides long. RefSeq lists its product as uncharacterized. The transcript is spliced from 2 exons. Bases 1 to 396 code for a protein of 131 amino acids. The record is from RefSeq and is a predicted model, not a curated record. Lineage: Eukaryota; Fungi; Ascomycota; Eurotiomycetes; Chaetothyriales; Herpotrichiellaceae.
AUGGCGUCCGAGACGGGCUUCAAGGCUGAGACAGAUGGCCCUCGAGAGACAAUCUCUGUCGGACAAGGUCCCAAUAAGACAGGGCCCCAAAAGGAUGUCCCUGUGUCAGGAAACCAGAAUUCAAGUGUUGAGUCCGACAUUGACAUCGACAUCGACGCUGACGCCACUGCCACGGACAACACAACCAAAACCACUCCGGCCACCUCAACACCUACCACUACCACUAUCACUACCACUGCUACCGCCGCCGCAACCGACCAAGAGAAACGCGAUCUCAUCGGGCACUACGCGGACGUAUUCUUCCACCGCUUCCGCCGGUACCCGACCCCCUGGAGCGGAUGGACGUUGUCAACCACGAGAUCUGGGGCCGCGCCAAGCUGGACCGGCGGUACCUGA